AUGCGUGCCACAUUCUCCAGGAUAUCUGGCAGGAUAUCCGACAUAAGUUUAGGCAGGUCUGGUGAUAAUGAUAAACCCAACCGCCGACACACCCUGAACCUGGGAAACUUCACUUUCUCCCGGUCCAGGACUAGGGCGCAUGAACGACAGGUGUCGGCGCCUAUGCCUGGAAGUAAACUUGCGCUUACAGAUCCGGUCCCGUCGAUACGCCACACGGAUAUUGAUGAAGGGUCCAUUCAACGACCACGAUCUCUGCCCCCGCAGAUUAUCUGGCCGAGUGAUGGGAGUGGAACGUUGAAUUUGUCGUUCCCGGAUUAUGCCUCGCAGAUGAAUACAGGGACUGGAACGCAGUACUCAACCAGCCGUCCACCAAGCAAUUUCACUAACACUCGCAUGCCCACCAUCAGAUGCGUCGACUGCGAAUCCCAGUCCGGAUCUCAAUCCCAAUCACACGGACCCCGCACUACAACACCGACACCAUCCAUUCGUGCCCUCGAGGAUCCGAAUCCAGAUCGUCGAGAAACCAACGAAUACCUCCAAUCACCACACGAACCGCUAAAAAAACAAUCAAUCUCAUCCAUAGCAACCGAACCAGCCACUCGCCCCGCCCCCGCAUCCACAUCUGCAUCUAAAAUCUCACAGUCCUCUGAGAUUGGCCAGCCGGGUUUUGGCCCCCAAGGCCAACACCAACAACAACACGAGGUUGCGGCUCCGGCUCCGGCUGCGGCUGCGGCUGCACCGACUGCAGUCCAACGUAAUACGGAGUCAACUAGAUCAUCCACCGGCACGUUUCGGUUUUAUGGACAGCUCAACCAAAACCAAAACCUGAAUCAGACCCUGAAUCAGGAUCGCAAACAAGAUCCGGGUGCAGGGGAGAAUGACAGGACUGAAACCGACAUGGCCGAUCACAGGAAUAAAGAUAAGAGCUCGAUGCGCAGAAUGUAUCAGCGCAUAGUACAGAGUACUUCUGCAACUUUGACGGGCGAGAAGCAGAAGAAGGCAUUGCGCAGGAUUAGUGACAUUUUCCAGCCGAGAAGGGAUAAAUUGCAACAGGCUCGUGAGAAGGAGAAGUUGCCGGCGCCUUCUCAACCUCACCAUCACAACGAUAACGAUAGCGAUAGCGAUAGCGACGAUACCAACAAUACCUCUGACGAUAACGAUAACGACGACACAGACACUACGAAAGAAACCAACACCACCCAACUCCAACUUCAACCCGAAAUCCAAGCCACCACCAACAAAACCCCCCAAGACACGCACCCGUACCAUCCAAACGACUACUGGGACCGCAUCCGCCAACACCAUCAACAACACCAACUAUCUCCUUCAAUCUCCCACCAAUCCCUCCCCCGCCAUGUACCCAACAUACACAUACACAUAACCAGAAAGCCAUCACUACUGUCUUCUUCCUCGUUGACCGAGGCGGAUUCGAGAGGCCGACUGGCGGAUCAGUAUCACGCGCAGGAUCUACGGCUGAGGUCAAGGAGUCCGAGACUUGCGCCAGCUUCUAAUGCCCCGUCUAUUGCUAGCAGGAGCAGUAACGGAGGCAGAGAUGAACAUGAACAUGACGAAAGCCAGCAUCCGCAUGAACCCGCAAACGAGAACCAAGAUGUAAAUGGAAGCGAGAAUGACAUCGACCCGCGCAGUACGACUAGCCCUGCUUCCCAACGCAGUACCUUCCACUCUAUAAACCCCCGCACAAGCCACAUGGGUGAUCAGGAAUUACCCUGGAAACUGCGCAUCCCAGGCGACAUCGACGAGGAACACGAACAUGAGCAUGAGCACGAACACACUCGUUCCCAGGGCCCCGCCCCUCCUACAACCACCGCCCUCACCACCGUCACUACUACCCCAGCCCCUCAAAUUGCUACCACUCCAGCAAUAACACCAAACAAAGAUGAAACCAAUGACAACGAAGCCGCGCACCAACAAAAAGCAAUCCGCACCAUAAACGAAGGCCAGUCACCCAUCGAACUCCCGGCCCCGGGACAAAGCGGUGGGAAAGACGAGGAGAGUUCGGAUGAGGAGGUUGUUAUGUCGAGCACGGCGUAUCCGGGGCAGGAGUGGAGGCCGGCUGGGUUUUCGGGGUGGGAGUAUUGA
This is a messenger RNA of Aspergillus chevalieri, 2100 nucleotides long. RefSeq lists its product as uncharacterized. The record is from RefSeq and is a predicted model, not a curated record. NCBI's taxonomy places the organism in Eukaryota, Fungi, Ascomycota, Eurotiomycetes, Eurotiales, Aspergillaceae. The transcript is spliced from 2 exons. The coding region runs from base 1 to 2100 and encodes 699 amino acids.